Colletotrichum paranaense is the source of this 363-nucleotide messenger RNA. RefSeq names its product microtubule-associated protein CRIPT. The transcript has a single exon. The coding region runs from base 1 to 363 and encodes 120 amino acids. Gene Ontology annotation, biological process: cytoplasmic microtubule organization. Lineage: Eukaryota; Fungi; Ascomycota; Sordariomycetes; Glomerellales; Glomerellaceae. The record is from RefSeq and is a predicted model, not a curated record. Gene Ontology annotation, molecular function: microtubule binding.
AUGGUCUGCACAAAGUGCCAAAAGCUCGGCAAGGGCUCCACGACCCUCGCGACGCCCUCUGUCAAGAAGAAGAGCGAAAUCUACCACGGCUCCUCCUCGUCCUCGUCUUCCUCCACCACCAAGUCCGCUACGCUGGGCACGACCGGCAUCGGCAAGAGCAAGCUCCUCUCCAAAGCUGCCAAGAACCCUUACGCCCAGUACUCCAGCGCCUGCUCGAAGUGCAAGACAAAGGUCUCUCAGGGCCACUCCCUCUGCCAGUCGUGCGCCUACCGAGCCGACUCGUGCGCCUCGUGCGGGAAGCCGAACAAGAAGGCCAAAGGGGCUGCCCCGUCGAUCGCGGGACAAAAGUUCACGUUGAAGUGA